AUGAUUGUUUUACAAGACCGUGCGGUUCCGGGUGGAGCAAGAGGCCGCCGAGGUCUACGUAACGUCAUCCGCGCCAACCGGUACCGCUGGUGCGUGGCCGCCGGCAUCGCCGGGCUGUUAUGCAUGGUCUGUGUGGGACUCGCCUCUGUGACGUUCAUCGGCAAAGAGCAUGACCAAGACGACUUGCCCACCACGGUUGCCGCCUUGAAGCGUGACCAAGACGACUUGCCCACCACGGUUGCCGCCUUGAAGCGUGACCAAGACGACUUGCCCACCACGGUUGCCGCCUUGAAGCGUGACCAAGACGACUUGUCCACCACUGUUGCCGCCUUGAAGCAUGACCAAGACAUCGACAAGGAACAAACCUUCGAACUGCGUCUUGCCCAGUUAAGACGCAAGACGACAGCCGGUCCGGUGGCUGUUUGGCCCUUGAACGCGAAGUACGGUUCCUCAGACGCCACGGGAAACGGAAAUGACGGAACAGCAACGGGAACCCAGUUAGCCCCUGGUCCAUACGGAAACAGCGACGGCGCUUUCCUGUUUUCGGGAACUUCAGAUUCGUACAUCGACAUUCCCAACAACGGGCAGUUGGAUGUGCAGUAUGCCUACACCAUACUAGCCCACGUAUACCAUACUGGACAGGCCGGGCCGAUCUUCAACUACAUUGGGCAACCCUGGCUCAGUGCGGGAUGGGCUGUACAUCUUUGGCAGACGGCUGCACAUGGUCUCUUUAUGCGGCCGGUUGGAAGAGACGGACAGUUUGUAGCUGGCGUCUCUGCGCCCGGUGUGCUGGAGCUGAACGCUUGGAACUACGUGGGCGGAACCUACGACAGUAACACAGGGGUGGCAUCCGUCUGGAACAACGGAAAACUCGUCGGGCUGAAACGCACCGAAGUCCCGUCAGUCGCAACUGAGGGCGCGGUCCGGGUGGCGGUGAGGGACGGGGACGGGCGGUACUUCGUGGGUCGGAUAGCCUGUAUUCAGCUGUACAAUUACGCCAUGACCUCAGAAGAGAUUGUGGCAGCGAGGAAUCUAUGUGGAGAACAUCCGUAA
Branchiostoma belcheri (Belcher's lancelet) is the source of this 1053-nucleotide messenger RNA. RefSeq lists its product as uncharacterized. The transcript is spliced from 5 exons. Bases 1 to 1053 code for a protein of 350 amino acids. The record is from RefSeq and is a predicted model, not a curated record. NCBI's taxonomy places the organism in Eukaryota, Metazoa, Chordata, Leptocardii, Amphioxiformes, Branchiostomatidae.